AUGAAGCGCAUAUUUGGUUCUCUCAGCAGGCGCUCGAGCCCAUCGCUCAACACCCCUUCGGAGUACCCCGAUGACUCGCCUGAGGGAACGAUUUUGAAAGCAGUGAAAGCUUUCUGCGAGACCGGGGGACAAGAUAACAGACAAGGGACCGAAUUCGUUCACCUACCUGCCAUAGUCGAAAACGCAGAGUCCAGCCCCAAUGCCGCCAGAGAGGCUGCGCAGCGACUCCGCAAAUACCUGUCCGAUCCAGCCUCGACUCCAGCCUACAUCCAAUACAAUGCAAUUAUGCUAAUGCGCAUACUCAUUGACAACCCGGGCCACACGUUUACGCGCAACAUCGAUGCGAAGUUCGUCGCUACGAUAAAGGAUCUCCUGCGUGAUGGGUGGGACCUCAACGUGCAACACUUUCUGCGGGAAACGCUGGGCGCCAUCGAGUCGCAGCGACAGUGGGAUGAGGACCUAGCGCCGCUCAUGCACAUGUGGAAGAAGGAGAAGGGUAAGCUGAGCAGGCAGAACAGUGGGAGCACUUGGAGAUCCUCACGGUCGCAGCAACAGCAGCAGCAGCAGCAGGCAUACACAUACAUGCAGAGCUCUGCCCGGCCUGCGUCGUCACUACCACCGCCCGAUGAACUCGCUGCUCGCGUGACGGAAGCCAAAACGUCGGCCAAGUUGCUCCUGCAGUUCGUUCAGUCGACCACCCCCGCAGAGUUCAAUGAAAAUGAGCUCAUCAAGGAAUUCUGUACUCGGUGCCAGACGGCGUCCCGCGCCAUUCAGAACUAUAUACAUUCGACGAAUCCCGCACCCGACGAGAACACGCUUCAGACCUUGAUCGAGACGAAUGACGAGCUGUCGGUCGCUUUGUCCAAGUACCAGCACGCGUUCCUCAGCGCCCGCAAAGCGACGGGCAAUUCAGGCAGCCAGUCACCCGUUUCGUCGAACGAAGCCACUGUGUCUGGUAUCAAUCGUCCGCUCCCUGCGCUCCCAGUACCGCGGGGGCAAGUACAAAGUCCCUCGCCCUCGGUGUCGGCACCCACACCGCAGCCGCAGCAGCAGCAGAACACUGCAACGGCGGCCACUUUGACAGCGGCGCCGGUCAAUAAUGGCACGGCUCGGUACGAGUACCGGUCGGAGGAUUUCCAGGUACAGAAUCCAUUUGCAGAUGCCUACAGCACACCCAACAACGCUCUGGGUGCCACAGAGAACCAACAACCGGCAGGAUCACACCAACGUCCUACGCAGCAAACUCUUUAA
This is a messenger RNA of Aspergillus thermomutatus, 1251 nucleotides long. Its product is annotated as VHS and GAT domain-containing protein. The transcript is spliced from 5 exons. The record is from RefSeq and is a predicted model, not a curated record. Lineage: Eukaryota; Fungi; Ascomycota; Eurotiomycetes; Eurotiales; Aspergillaceae. Gene Ontology annotation, molecular function: phosphatidylinositol binding; ubiquitin binding. Bases 1 to 1251 code for a protein of 416 amino acids. Gene Ontology annotation, biological process: actin cortical patch localization; actin filament organization; endocytosis. Gene Ontology annotation, cellular component: actin cortical patch.